AUGCAUUGUAGGAUCAGUGCAUUUAGAGCCGGUGUAAAAAAUCAUUCAAUAAGAGUUGGCGAAAAUGCAAAAUUCAGCUACGGUGAAAAAGGUGUUAAAGUAUUGGGACAACCAACAAUUUUAUUUGUUCAUGGUUUAUCAUCAAAUAAAGAAACAUUUUUACCCAUAAUAAAGGACAUACCAGAUAUUUAUCAUGUUGUUACCGUUGAUUUACCUGGACAUGGUUCGACAGUAGGUUUGAAUGAAGAUUUUUAUACAUGUAAUAAAUUUGCUGAUUCUCUGAAAAAAUUCAUCGAUGCGCUUGGCCUUGUUGAUAGAAAAAAUCCGAAUAUAUGUCUUAUUGGUGCGUCUAUGGGAGGAUCAGUUGUUUUAAUGUUUAGCACAAAAUAUCCAGAAUAUGUAAAGAUGGUGAUGUUACUUGCACCACCAGCUGAUGAAUCAAGUGAAACAGAUUUGAUUCGUACAAUACGUGCUGGUGAUUAUGAUACAUUAUUACCUCAAACAUGCGAACAAUUUCAUAAUAUGGUUCGACUAUUAACAAUCAAGCGUAUUAAUUUACCACGACCAUUUUUAAAUGGAUUUCUUAAAUUGAGACGAAGACACCUUGAUGAACAUCGAAAAGAGUAUGACUAUCCACAAUUUGAAACAUAUCAUCAACAACUAAGAAGUGUUGAAUGCCCAGUGUUCAUUAUAUGGGGUCGAGAAGAUAAAUUAUUUACAUAUACCGGUGCCGAAUAUUUUCGUAAUUUGAUACCAAAUUCAGAAAUACGAAUUGUUGAUGAAUGUGGUCAUUUUAUGGCCAUUGAUCAACCAGAACUAUUAGCACAAAUAAUAACAGCAUUUUAUCAAAAACAUUUCAAAACUGUACCACCAUUGUCGUCUCGGCGACCAUUUACAGCUACUGCACCUGUGGUGAAAAAAUUCGAUAUUCCACGUAGAUCACUAUGCAAUGAUGACGAGGCUGAAGGCUACUAUUUUUAA
Molecule: messenger RNA, 981 nt
Organism: Didymodactylos carnosus
Lineage: Eukaryota; Metazoa; Rotifera; Eurotatoria; Philodinida; Philodinidae
Source: the annotation of a GenBank genome assembly